Aspergillus welwitschiae is the source of this 1653-nucleotide messenger RNA. Its product is annotated as 2-deoxyglucose-6-phosphate phosphatase. The record is from RefSeq and is a predicted model, not a curated record. The transcript is spliced from 7 exons. The coding region runs from base 1 to 1653 and encodes 550 amino acids. Lineage: Eukaryota; Fungi; Ascomycota; Eurotiomycetes; Eurotiales; Aspergillaceae.
AUGUCACCUGAAACGCAAGAAUCCGGGCCCUCCGCAUCCCACACCUUCGCAGGAGUCCUGCUAGACUUUGACGGCACCAUCAUAGAUUCAACAGAAGCGAUAAUCGAGAACUGGAAAAGAAUCGGCAAUGAACUAGGCAUCGACCACCAUGAAAUCCUCCGCACCUCGCACGGGCGACGGAGCAUCGAUGUCCUACAACAAUUAGAUCCCACAAAGGCCAACUGGGAAUAUGUUAGCGAAAUGGAAUCCCAAAUCCCCACACUUAGCAAAACCCCCGCCGUCGAGAUCCCCGGUGCGCGCAAUUUCCUCGAAUCAUUAGCCAAAUUCCACAUUCCUCACGCUAUAGUGACAUCUGGAACGAAAGCACUAUUAAGUGGCUGGUUAAACGUCCUACAACUGCCUCAACCGCAACAUGUCACUGUAGCGGAGGAUGUCACAUUGGGAAAGCCGGAUCCGGAGGGAUAUCGCAAGGGGAAAGAGAAGAUUUUGGCUGGGAGGGAGAAUGAUGAUAAUGGAAGUAAAGAUGUUUUGGUGGUGGAGGAUGCUCCGGCUGGUAUUCGCGCGGGCAAAGCAGCUAACUGUAAGGUUUUGGCGGUUGCGACGACGCAUUCUGUCGAUGUGUUGAAGAGAGCUGGGGCUGAUUGGGUGGUGAGGGACUUGAGAGUCUUCAUCACCGGUGCAACAGGCUACGUCGGUGGCCAGACAGCAGUCACUCUAAUUGCUGCGCACCCCGAGUACGACGUCGUGGCACUAGUCCGAGACCAAGAGCAAGCCGAUAAGCUCAAGAGCCGCUUCCCCAAGAUCAGUACCGUCAUCGGGACCCUCGAUGAUGAUGCAGUGCUGAAGGAGGAGUCUGCUAAGGCUGAUGUUGUGCUGCAAACCGCCAGCUCCGACCACGUCCCUUCUGUGAACUCCCUUCUCAGUGGCCUAGCAAAUGGCAAUGGAAGAGGGAGAUACAUUCACAUCUCUGGCACGGGCGUUCUUAACGAUAUGUCGACUGGGCCGGGAAACCCCACUUCAAAGAUCUACGACGAUGUCAAAGACAUUCAUGAGAUCAUUAACCUGCCCGCGGAGGCUCUACACCGGAAUGUGGAUGAUGCGGUUAUCACAGGUGGAAUGCGGCUGAAUGUUCCCACAGCAAUUGUAUGCCCGCCUACUAUCUAUGGCGUUGGUGAGGGGCCGAUCAAGAAGCGGAGCAUGCAGGUUCCGUUCUUGACUGAAGCGAUUCUAAAUCGGGGGAAAGGGUUUACUGUUGGAAAGGGGGAGAAUCUCUGGGAUUACUGUCACGUCAGCGACGUAGCCAAAGCAUUCCUCGUCCUAACUGAAGAAGCACUGAAGCCCAACGGAGGCUCAGCAACCUGGGGCCCAGAGGGAUACUAUUUUGCCGAGGCCGGCGAGUUCUCAUGGAAAGGUGUGAGUGAAAAAGUCACCCAGAUUGCUCAGGAGAAGGGAAAGCUUGCUGCUGCGGAUAUCGAACCACUGGCCGUUGAAGACGCUCUUAAAUUCCAUCCGUGGGCGCCGGUUCUAUGGGGUGGAAACUGUCGCAGUCGGGCUAGUCGGCUGCGCGCUUUAGGGUGGAAGCCUGAGGGACCGAGCCUUUGGGGGGCCAUUCCUAGUAUCGUGGAGUUCGAGAUUCGUGCUCUUGGAUUGUGA